GCAGAGGUUUUCCCAGGAAGGGCCAUCUGCUGCGUGUAAUGAAAUCGUCUCUCUUAAAAGUCAGACUGUUCAGUGAUCAGACUCUCUGUCCCGAGGUCACACUCCAAAACACCACCGAAGCCAUCGGCUGGCUUGUAGCUCCCAACAACAAGCACAAGCUCAGCCUCCUUUGUCUCCAGCAGGGAGGACCAGCCCAGCACCAGCCUAUCCCAGAACGUCCACAAAGAGCUCGAGGGUGCACAGAACAAGAUCUGCACUUCAUUGACAGCUAGAAUGACUUUUCUUGACCCAGAACCAGAUACAAAGAACAAAACUUGCCCAGAAUUUGUUGUUGUCCUAAAUGAGCUUGUGGCAGACUUCAGGGUAGAAUGAGCAAAAUGGGAAACAUUUUGCUCAGUGCAAGAGUUCCGCCUGUGAGGGUGAGCCUGUGUUGAUUUCAUCAGGUUCUGACUCUUCAAAAAUUGUUCAAUUACUGCUUGAGAAGCUAAGCAAAGCAGGAGUUUUUCCUCCACUUGAGAAAUCCUUCUGAUGCUUGCCUAACAUAGAAGACAACAUGGAUGUUAAAAAUGUAGUUAAAUCUCAGGCAACUUUUUCCUGCCUAAAGGAUUUGUCAGAGGAUGGUGCUGACCUGCUUCUUUUUAAGGGUGUGGUUGACCUCACCGCUGGAAGAGCAGAGGAAUACUGCAGCAGACCGGUGCCUUCUCACCCCACAGAUGUAUCCACUUGUCACACAGGCAACUGUUGCCUUAACACACAGGACUCUGGAUCUCAGUCUCUGGCAGAUGUCCAAGCAUGUAAAAUGACUGGGCUGGGCAGACCUCUAACCACAAAUUCCCUGCUUGAUGAGCAGGCAGACACUUCUGUAGGUAAUCACACUGAUUUUGGAAAAGAUGAUUCUGAAAAUUCUGCCUCUGUUCUGGAGAUUUAUGCAGAGAAAGUAACAAGUGUAAAUGAUAACUUUUCUGAUGAUGACCUGGAGUACUUUGAAUGUUCAGAUGUGCUUACAGUGCAUGAAGAUGAAAUCUGGAAAAAGAAAUUACAGUUUUUAUUAGAAAGUGAUGAUGAGGAUGAUCUAAAACUGAGUAAGGAUUGUGAUGGGUGUGCUUACUUCCUCAGUGAAAUGCCUUGUGUGUUCCAAGUGUCAGAUAACACUACGCCUAUGGAUACCCCCAUUGGCUUCUGUGAGCAUCAGUCAAAAAUCAAAGAAGUAAACGUAAGGAGAGACCCCUCUAUGUACAGCCAGUCUGCUUUGCAGACAGAGAUGACUCUCACUGUUGGCCAGCACCGAGAUAAAAGUAGCAUUUUGAAAGACAAAGAGAAGAAUCAAGUGCCUGUUGCUUCUGCAGCCACUGGAAAUGAACAUCCCAGAAGUGAAGAAGAGACUAAUGGAAGCGGCCAUCUGGCUGCAGCUUCCUCAAGGGGCGAACCAAAGCCCACGGACACUGUCCCUGCCCAGGUAGACUCAUCUGCCAAUGGCAUCGGUGCUGCUUGCACAGAUCAGGCUUUGGGGACAACGACAGAAACCAGCCCCAGUGGAGACGUGCUAGGGGAAAGCUCACUGCUGCUGGAGGAGGGGAGAAGUAAUGUGCCAGAGGGAAAUGCACGACACGCUGUCUGUACCUUAACAGAAAGUCUGAAGAGAAACCUUUUCAAGCUGUUAAACCCUAUAGAACUUUGCAGAUAUGUAAGUACUAUAGGACAGUCUUUCCAGGCUGCAGCAGAGGGUGGGGAAUCCAGAGCUCCGUCUCCCAGUCAGGAAGGUGUCCGUUCAACAUGGAUUUCCAAGAAGACAGAAAAUGUGCAAAUGCAGCCUGGUCUGUGUCCAACAGACGAGGCAGAUAAAGACAAUCACUGUGAGAGGAAAAGGACUUGGGGCCUGUCUGAGCAAAACCAGAUACCAGAUGAGAAUAUCUCGUUUGGGAGCCAAGGUGCUAAUCUUAAAAGCAUUACCCAGAAUUGUGAGGACCUAUGUAUGGAGCCCAGAACAGAAAAGGAAGUCAUCUUCAGGGCUUGUGAGAGUGCAGGAACCAGCCUGCUCUCUGCUGAAAACAUCCUGCAAAUAAAGAAUGCAGAUUUACAGACUUCUUCUCUUCACUGUGCUCCUUGUGAAAAGAGAGAAGGUUGUCACCAACAGGUCUUCUCUGGACAAGAAAUUAUUAGUAAUGGCAAAAAGUCAAAGAAUGACAUUUCCCAUUCUCUAUGGGAUAUGGACUCUGCUCCUGAUAAACAGGAAUGCUUGUGUGCCGUUCUCUCUUCUGCAAAGCUGUGUGAUGAGCCAGGGGAGGGAGAGCAAAGGCCUGGGCUUGACAUACACGGUAGCAGUAACCCAGAUAUUCUCUGCAGCCGAUCAGCCGAUGAGGCUGUGUCUGAAGCUCGUCCCAAAUCAGUCCUGGAAUCUGGAGAAUCUGAGUGCAAAGGAGAUGCUGAUAUAUCUGCAGUGCAUGACAAGCUGUGGAAACUUCUUCAUGAAGAUGACUCAGACUAUCGAAUCCCAAUUGAAAACAGAGGCAUCCCAAGUUUAGGUACGAGGCUGCCAGAUACCAAAGUCGCAGAACUGAACUUUGUGCAGGAGACCUAUUCCAAUCAUCCUUUGCCAAUGGAUUUGAGAGAAGAGCAGGAACCCAUCACAGAACCAGCUCAUAACCCACGAACUGAGAAAGCUGACUGCAAUAUUUCUGAUAUCCUCCUGCAGAGUGCUGCAGCAUGUGAGAGUGCAUCCAUAGGAAACAUUUGUCUUGCACAAGUGGCAGGAACAGAUGGUGUCUGUCUAGAUUCUGGCACUGGGAAUGAGAGGGAAACACCAUCCAUUUGUGUUUCAGCAAACAGUGUCCUCUUAAGUACCCAGGAGUGCUUGGAGCCAAAUCCAAUGGUCACGGACAGCAAUGGAUCCACUGUGGCUUGGGAAGGGAAGCUUGCUGUUAAUAAUGCUGCCCAAAGAUGUGAAGCAGAUUCUCCUCAAAGGUUACAAAAUGCUCAGAGCAGUAAUUUAGCAUGUCCCAAAGCAAACCCAGCUGACAUAUCAGAUAUGUCUCGUGGGACAGCUGGACAGUUACUUCAUACUGAAUGCAACAUAUCCACGAUAAAUGAGUCUGUGCCUGGAGAAGGCUAUCAUUUUAAGGACUGUUAUCCAGCAAGAGGAGAACUGGCUUAUUUCCCUGAAGAGGAAGACAUUUUCCUCAGUGAAAAUACCAGUCAGUUUACACAUGCAGAACACUCUUCUGUUAACACCACACAUACAAGUUAUGAAGUGAAUUUACAAAAAGAAGGAAAUCACUCAGGCUUGAAUGCACCAAAUGACACUAAUUCUGACAGCUACCAUCUUUCAAAAAAUAAUGGCUGUCAGGAUUUUCAAAUUGUUUCUAAUGCACAGAAAUACAGUUACAUAAUGCAAUCGCCUACUUUAAUUCAGAUUCAUGAAACCAUAACACAUAAGAAUCUACCCCAAAAUACAGGCCAACUGACAGAAAUAGCAAAACAAGAAGAGGCAGUUCCUCCCCCUUCUGGGGAGCCAUUUUUAAGAGAUUUUUAUCUAAAAGUGCCCAGCUGUGAACCAUGGAAACCAGGAGGAGAACAGAGAGAGAUUUGCAUACCUGAGGAACACAGGGCUGAAACUUCCUGUGACUCAGGAGUUAGUCAGGUUUCAGAGAGUCAGACUGCAGCUUCUCCCUGUAAUACAGCAGAACAACAUUCAUUUUUUGUUGACAGCUCCUUCACGUCUGAUGAAGAGCUAAAAAUAGAUUCUUCAAAAAAUCCCACCUAUGCAGCUGGAAGUGUAACACCAACCAGUGCCCUGCUGCCCAGGGAGGCUCAAAGUGAGCACCACAGCACAGCAGCAGGGGAGGAUGGAGGUGCUGGGGAUCAGCUACAUUCCCAAAACCUGCUUGGAAACAAAACCCUGCCCUUCCUCACACCUGUAAGCCACUCAGAGGGCCUUCCCAGUGAAUCUGAAGUGGCGUGUCCUGGCACAAGAAGUGAGGGAAAAACUGGAUCCACACAAACUGUUGUCAAAGUAAACAGAAAUUUAACUACAUUGGAAAUUUCCUGCAAGUCUUGUCAGGGUCUGUUCAGGAGGGUCCCUGGAGAAACCAAAGGGGAAGCAGCCUUGUGUGAAAAUGAACAUGAGAUUCCAAGAGCUGUUGAAUAUAACCUAGAAGCUGAAACAAAGGCUCCUUUGCACACUUUGACUGGUUCCCUGGCUCUGAAACAGAUUAUGAAUAUUAGCACAGAGCAGUCUUGUCCUGACUUGAUACCUUCUAGCAAGAUAACUGAGGCUGAGAAUUCAAUUAAGACCACUGAGUAUGAUAAAAAGGAGGAAGUCAGGACAGCAGAGAGUGUAAUGAGUGGUUUAGUUAAUUUGCCACCAGUUGAUUCAGGGAACAAACAGUGUUUUCAAGAGCAACCACUCCAGAGAGGAGCUCCGUCAUUCUCUUUGCCGUGCACCACACUUGAUCCAUUCCCAGCCAACACAGAAAAUCAAAGAAAUCAGGAAGGGUCAAAAUCGUGCCAGACACCACUGGCUGCUGCAGAGCCUGAGCCCAUCAAAUGUAAAGAGGACGCAACAAAGAGUGGGCAUGUAGCUGCUGGAGCCAAGAAGAAAUUACCACCAGCAACUCUGUCCAAAAAACCCAGGCUGGAGGAGAGGGGAAGUGUCAGCAAGGAUCCCGGCUGCGUUAAAAAGUCUGGGAAGAGCGAGGGAGGCGUGAUUCAUAAAGAGGAUAGAAAAGAGCAAAGGAAAUUCAUUUUGAAAAAGGAUAGCAAAGCCCCCAGGCUGCUGAAGAAGAUCCAAGCAGAGUUAUUCCCUGACUGCUCUGGAAGUAUUAAGCUGUGCUGUCAGUUUGGUGACAUUCAUGGUGACUCCACCAUUACAUGGACUAAAGAUUCCAAGGUACUGGCUCGGCUGCAGAGAAGUGCCCAGGAUGACUCUCCCAUCUCUCUGGAAAUAGCUGAAGCCAGCUACCAAGACCAGGGAAUGUAUUAUUGCUGCUUGAAUAACAUGUAUGGAAAGGUGACUGCUGAGUUUCAUCUGACUGCUGCAGUAUUGGAACGUCUCUCAAGUUUUCAGAGUUACGAAGGUGUGGAAGAAAUUGAAUUCAUGCAGCUGAUGUUUAGAGAAGAUCCCCUCAGCUCCAGCUACUUUGGUGAGGCGCUGCAUGGAGCAAUAAUGACAGAGGGGCUGCACUUUGGUGAGGGGAUGCACCGCAGAGCCUUCCGCAGCCGCGUGCUGCAGGGCCUGGCGCCCACCUUCGCCCCCGGCCACGUCUGCGUGCUGAAGGUGCACAACGCCCUCACCUACGGCACCAAGGGCAGGGACGAGCUGCUGCAGAAAAACUACAGUCUGGCACUGCAGGAGUGCUAUGUCCAAAAUACUGCAAGAGAGUAUGCAAAGUUAUAUGCAGCUGAAGCCGAACCCUUGGAAGGAUUUGGAGAAGUACCAGAAAUCAUUCCAAUUUUUCUUAUUCAUCGCCCUGCUAAUAACAUCCCCUAUGCCACAGUGGAGGAGGAGCUGGUUGGGGAGUUUGUGAAGUACUCUGUUAAGGAUGGCAAGGAAGUGAAUUUCCUGAGAAGAGACACAGAGGCUGGCCAGAAGUGCUGCACCUUUCAGCACUGGGUGUAUGAGAAGACCAACGGGAACUUGCUUGUCACUGACCUGCAAGGUGUAGGGAUGAAGUUAACUGAUGUUGGCAUAGCAACCCUGGCCAAAGGAUACAAGGGGUUUAAAGGCAACUGCUCCUUUUCCUUCAUUGAGCAGUUCAGAGCCCUCCACCAGUGCAAUGAGUACUGUGAGAUGUUGGGGCUGAAAUCUCUCCGAACCACUCAUCAAAAACAGAGGAAAAUAAUGUCCAAUAAAAGCAAAAAUCUGCCAAACUCAUCAACAGUAAAGAAAAUGGUGCCCAAGAAGGCAAGAGAACCUAGAGACUUCAUCUCUUCAGAGCACUGAGUCUCACUACCCCACCUUGUGAAACUACUCUUGAGGACACGGAGCAGUGACACACCUCAGUGACCGGAGGGGAUAACUUUUGUCUUUUGCCUUUUGACAUUGUUUUGGAAUCAUUCUGAUGCUGAUGCUAGCAACAAAGGAAGGAGCUGAUCCUGUGCUCUUGGUGCCUGAGAUUUAACACUGGAGCAAGGUUUUGAAAACAAACUAAGCCAUCUCCUGGAUUUUCUUACAGGCUUCUGUGGAUUGGUAAUGGAGAAGAGCAUCUUCUCUUGUGUAUACAUUCAUGGCCCUGUGGUUCAGCUGCUAUGGAAACAUCAGUGUAUUUAAGAGGCCAAGUACAAGUUUUGCACAGUAUUGCAUUUGCAUAUGCAUGCUGCGUUAUUUAAAACUAGAAGUCAGGAAAAGUGAAUUUUAGAACACAUAAAUAUUAAAGUUACCACUUCCAUUGCAAAA
This is a messenger RNA of Poecile atricapillus (Black-capped chickadee), 6391 nucleotides long. RefSeq lists its product as uncharacterized. The record is from RefSeq and is a predicted model, not a curated record. The transcript has 11 exons. Lineage: Eukaryota; Metazoa; Chordata; Aves; Passeriformes; Paridae. Gene Ontology annotation, biological process: protein phosphorylation. Gene Ontology annotation, molecular function: protein serine/threonine kinase activity; ATP binding. Bases 554 to 5938 code for a protein of 1794 amino acids.